UUAUUAUUAAAUAUAUAAAAGCGUUCAAGUUUAAUAUUAAUAUAUAAUAUAUAAUAUACAUUAAUUAUAAUUAUGUCCAAUCCUUAGUUAUCUAUUGAUAAGAAUUGAUUAAGAAUAUAUUUAAAAAUGUCGGGAAAUGAGCCUGAACCGGAAAUCGGUGGAUUCUUUCGUUCUAAUUUGUUAGCAGUACGAAAGGCGAUUCGCCAACAAGACUUUAAGAAGUUCGCCGCUCUCGAGUCGAAUGUCGAGAGGGUGGCUUUCAUUUUGAGAUACUCUGAGGCUUACCAGUUAUCCCUGGAAGUGGAGAAAUCUAUGGUCAAGGAUAGCAACAAUGCUAUCCGACUGAAAGACGCCGGGAACAAAUUUUUUGGUCAUGGCGAAUUUGCGAAGGCUUUGGAAACAUAUUCGAAUGCAGUCCUUCUAGCACCGUCAACAGAAUUAAGCAUUAUUCUGGCGAAUCGUUCGGCUACGUUGUAUCAUUUGGAGCGUCAUGAACACGCGUUGAAGGAUAUCGAGGAGGCCUCGCGACUCGGUUAUCCAAAAGAUCUCCUCUAUAAACUUGAGGAGCGACGGGCCAGAUGUUUAUUGGGCCUGAAGAGACACGAUGAAGCGAUCGAGGCGUUCAGGCGGGCUCUCCAGGCUUUGGAUAAUGCUAAGAUACCCUUGGAAAAGAAGCAAAAAUUCGAGGCGGACAUCAGAGUGAUGCUCGCGGUGAUGGAUAAGGGCAAACAGCUCAAUCAGGCCGCCACAAAAAAUUUUUCUCAGGUUCACGUGAAACAAAAAUCUAAUGCGCAUUCAGAAGGGAAUCAUCAUAGUAGAUUUAUUCCUGAGAAGAAGAGGAACCCUUUGUAUCCCGCUUGCAGUAAUGCAGUGAAAAUCAAAGACGACGGGGGUGACAUAGGUAGACACGCCGUGGCGACUAGAGAGAUAGCACCCGGCGAGAUCGUAAUCAUCGAACGACCGCAUUGUGCUUUUCUAUUGGCAGAGAACAGGCUCACGCAUUGCCAUUUGUGCUUCGAGAGGAUAUUCGUACCAGCGGCUUGUCGCACUUGCACCUGCGUCGCAUAUUGCAGCCAUCGUUGCAGAGAUGCGGACGCCCAAGUGCACUCGCGAGAGUGCAAGUUGUUGCCGGCCUUGUGGCACUCAAAAGCUUCGGUAACGUGCUUCUUAGCUCUAAGGGCGAUCACACAGAUACCUUUCGAAGAAGCUAUGAAACUGAACCAACGACUCAAGGAUUCCGGAAAUGCGUCGCGAAUCUCUGCGGAAAAUCCAUAUCGCGGGGAAAACUACGCGACUUUUUAUAAUUUAGUUACUCACGAAGAUAAAAGGUUGCCUGAGGAUAUUUUUCACAGAGCUUACAUGGCGGCUUGGUUAUUCAGAUUGUUAAGAACCGGCGAGUAUCUGCCGGAAAACGUGAAAACCGCUGACUCAGCAGACAGUAAAUUAUCGGAGGAGGAAUUGUUUAUCGCCGGACUAUUAUUACACAAUUUGCAGCUAUUGCAAUUCAACACGCACGAAAUUUCAGAAUUGGUAAGACCAAAAGGAGAGAAGACACUCGCUAAGGCUAAAAGUAUGUUCAUAGGCGGUGGUGUUUAUCCCACAGUAGCGAUGCUGAAUCAUUCAUGCAAUCCUGGAGUAGUGCGAUACUUUAUUGGCACUACCAUGGUCGUUCGUGCCAUUCGCACCAUUAGAGUGGGCGAAGAGAUUUCUGAGAAUUAUGGUCCCAUCUUCACAAUUAUGCUCGAAAAUGAGCGAAAAAGAAAAUUGAGGGUACAAUAUUGGUUUGAUUGCAAUUGUGAGGCGUGCUCCGGACAUUGGCCACUUUUGGACGAAUUGGAUCCUACAGUACUUAGAUUUAAAUGUGAGACUGGAUUAUCCUGCGGCAACGUAUUGCUAGUUAGAAGCGAUACAAACGAAUUUAUGAUCGGGUGCGCGAAGUGCGGAAAAAGUACGAAUAUUCUGAAAGGCUUGAAGACCCUACAGGAUACAGAUGCCAUUUUUAAGGUUGCAGCGACGAAUCUCGAGGAAGGCCGAAACGAGCAAGCAUUGAAAGCAUAUUUGGAGAUCUUAAAAUUAUUGGAUGAGACUCUGGCAUUACCUAUCAGAGAUUAUCACAUUUGCCAGCAGGGAGUCAGACUGUGUGCUCUUGCUUUAGGCAACAUGGCUUAUAUCUAAUUUCAUGGUAGAACUUUGAAAUAUUGAUAUUACAAAUUUUUUUAUAAACAAACACAAACCUUUUUUUCAAGUA
This is a messenger RNA of Pogonomyrmex barbatus (red harvester ant), 2248 nucleotides long. RefSeq names its product protein-lysine N-methyltransferase SMYD4. The record is from RefSeq and is a predicted model, not a curated record. Gene Ontology annotation, biological process: compound eye photoreceptor development. NCBI's taxonomy places the organism in Eukaryota, Metazoa, Arthropoda, Insecta, Hymenoptera, Formicidae. Gene Ontology annotation, molecular function: histone deacetylase binding. Gene Ontology annotation, cellular component: nucleus; cytoplasm.